This is a messenger RNA of Bombus pyrosoma, 2161 nucleotides long. RefSeq names its product sperm-associated antigen 6-like. Gene Ontology annotation, biological process: cilium movement. Gene Ontology annotation, cellular component: microtubule cytoskeleton. The transcript is spliced from 9 exons. Gene Ontology annotation, molecular function: microtubule binding. Lineage: Eukaryota; Metazoa; Arthropoda; Insecta; Hymenoptera; Apidae. The record is from RefSeq and is a predicted model, not a curated record. The coding region runs from base 160 to 1527 and encodes 455 amino acids.
UCAAACAUUUGUUUUCUCGAGUCGCUAUACUAUAUAAUAUGCAGAAGGCGGUAGCUUUUCGUUUUCAAACAUAUGACAGUUUCGUAAAGUCAAAUGAUAUAAAAACGUAUUGAAAGUAUUAACAUCGCAUGUACAUUUAAAAAUUUAUAAUAAACAAAAAUGACAGCACGUUCAAUUUUACAAGUCUUUGAUCAGUACCAAAAGGCUCGUCUAUUCUUUGUUCAAUCCAUUGCUGAUUUUGCUUCAAAACCAAACACUAUAGAUUGUUUAGAAGCUGCUGGGGUUUUGGAUCUCUUAUGCCCUUUGUUAACAGAUCCUGUACCAUCUAUUCAGCAUACAGCUGCAGUUGCAUUAGGAAAACUUGCAAAUAAUAGUAUUAAAUUGGCACAAGCUGUUGUAAGAAUGGGUAUUUUACCUCAAUUAUUGAAGAAUAUUGAUAAACAAAAUAAAUUUUAUAAAAAAGCAGCCCUAUUUGUUUUACGUGCAAUUGCUAGACAUUCCCCAGAAUUGGCAUCUAUGGUGAUUCAGAGUAAUGGAUUGGAUACUAUAAUAAUUUGUUUAGAAGAUUUUGAUUCUGGUGUUAAGGAAGCUACUGCUUGGGCAUUAGGAUACAUUGCUAGGCAUAAUAAGACUUUGGCUCAAGCCAUAGUUGAUGCAGGAGCUGUUCCACUUUUAGUCUUGGCCUUACAAGAACCUGAAUUAUGUUUAAAACAAAUUAGUGCCUCUGCUUUAUUCGAUAUAAGCAAACAUAAUAUUGAUCUUGCAGAAAUUGUGGUUGAUGCAGGAGCCAUUCCUUUUCUUGCAAAGGCAUUAUCUAAUCCUGAUACUAAGUUAAAGCGUCAGGUUCUUUUGGCAUUAAGCGGUAUAGCAAAACACUCUGUACAUCUAGCAGAAUCUAUUAUAGAAGCUGAAAUUUUUCCUGAUGUUCUUGUACACAUGGCACAUCCUGAUGAAUGUGUAGUUAAAGCUGCUGCAAUGUUAACCAGAGAAAUUUGUAAACAUACAUUAGAGUUGGCCCAACUUAUAGUGAAUAUUGGUGGUAUUGGUGCACUUGUUGAAUUAAUUAGUACCUCAAAAUUAACAGUCAGAUUGCCAGCAAUAAUGGCAAUUGGAUAUAUUGCUGGACACUUAGAUCAGUUAGCUAUUGCAGUCAUAGGAUCCAAAGGAAUUGUUCACCUAUCUACUAUAUUAUAUGAAGAAAAUGACGACCAUACACUUGCUGUCACUGUAUGGGCAAUUGGGCAAAUUGGAAAGCAUACAUCGGAACAUGCGAAAGCAGUUGCAGUCGCAAACAUUCUUCCAAAGUUAUUACAGCUGUACAAUAAUCCAAAUAGCUCAGAAGAUCUUAAAGCAAAAUGUAAUACAGCACUGAAACAAAUAUUACAAAAAUGUAUGUAUAUUGAAGCUUUGGAAUCUUUGCUGCAUGAUUCACCACCUAAUAUUCUAAAAUAUGUACUUGGACAAUUUAGCAAGGUCUGUGACAGACACGUUAUCCCACGACUUUGUUCUGGAAUUUUGUUUUCGUAAAUAAGAUAUUUUUGGCGACGUAGGAAGGUGGAAAAUGUGGACAGAUUUUGCUUCGCCUACAAAUAUGUUGCAUACGAUGCUUGUAAUAUGUAUUAUGGUAGAAAUCGUAACAUGUUAUUGAAUAAAUUAUCAAAUACUAUUACAAAUAUGCGAAAAGACAGAAUUUCAUACAAAGAUCGAUUUCAUAUUGUAAUUUGUAAUUUUUAUAAUGUGGGCAUUAGAAAUCACAUAAGAUGUUAUAAGAAAUAACUUCUAUUGCACAUUGCAAAGAACGUUUUUUAGAUUUCGGAUAUUUUAUAAUAAGUUUUGAUAGAAUAUUACAUGUAUAUAUAUAUAUAUAUUUUUUUAUAACAUCGUAAACGUGGUAUCAUUUACUAAAAGAAACAUUUUUAAUUAUUUUAAUUUGUUGUGUAUUAAAACAUUUAAGAAAUUAAGUUUACUUUAGAUAACUGCAUUUAAACAGUGUGUAGGUCAGGAGUUUUAUUCUUAGGUAUAUUGCAACAUGCAAACUGAUAGCUAAUAAUGUCUUUCAUUCUAUCCAUUCAUGCACAUAGUUAAUGAGAUCACUGAUAAAUGACAAUGUUUAAAGCAUUUCAACUAUUUCAAGUUGCAUUUUUGAAUUAUUUGUUAUUUU